CGAGAGUUCAACUUCUUCCUUCCUCCCUCCCUCCCUCCCUCACAUGAUGUCUCUGACUGGAGAUCGAGUAUAAUAGAAAGGACUGUGUAACCUUUCCUCUCAAACUCCGCAAAGAGCUUCACCCAAAGCGCCUUUUAAACCGGUGGAUCCUUAACUGCCGACUAUGGGAGAUGGUCUGCAAAGCGGCGAGAAGCAGCGCUGUGCUCAGUCGGGUAAGGCUGGAUGGCUUCGGAAGUUUAGUGGGAAAGGACUCCUCGGUGGAUCGUGGAAGGACCGCUAUAUCAGGCUGCAAAAGGCACAGAUCUUAGUUUACGAGCAUGAGGAGGACAAAGCAUACGAGGAAAUCAUCGACUUGAGCAACUAUGAGAAGUGCCAAGACCUGCGAGGGUUUGGUUUUAAAAAGAAGAAUCACUUAAAGUUUGGUUUGGUGCGACGUUCUGGUGUUAAGGUACCAGAACCAAAAUUUCAGUUUGUUAGCGUGGAGGAAAAGGAAUCUUGGUUUAGCGUCCUCAAUGAAGCUAUUAGCCAAGCUAGCAAUAAAGCAUUUGAUGAGGUUAAGGUGGAUGAAAGCAUUUCCCUGGAUCACUUGACGCGCAACAGAGCAAAAAUAAAUCAUACAAGACGACCACCAUCGAGGCAACACCUCAAAGAAGUAGCCAGUUCUGUUUCGGAUGGAAUGCAGAGGCUAGAACUAGGGCAUCAGUCUGGUGUUCCCAAAGAUUCAACAGAUGGAGUACAACGAUCAAAGGAAAAUGCUGAGAGCAAUACAAACAAGACCCGUCCUAUCCUUAUGCCUAAAGUCAAGAAUAAUAAUACACAAAGCAACAACGAUCCAGAACCCUCACUUAGUCAAAGCAAGGAGCAAAUCUCUGAGGAGGUUAAGGAACCAGAUCCCAAGAAGGAUAAGAAACCAAUGUCCGAGGAGGGUAAGACACAAGGUUCUGAGGAGGAUAAGACACAAGAUCCAGAGGAGAGUAAGACACAAGGUUCUGAAGAGGAUAAGGCACAAGAUCCAGAGGAGCGUAAGAAACAAGAAGUCUCUUGUACCACAAAAACCAUUUCUGACAACCCAGAGAAUGAGGGUCAAUCACUUGACCUUCAGGCCAAAGCAAUUUCAGAUACCAAUGAAAAUAAGGAGCUUUCUGAAACUUCAAGGCCAGUCGCUUCAGUGAAUGCAGCAGCAAAUGGGGGACAUCUAUCCAUGGUCAAAUGUGCUUCUUUGGGCGAUAUCUUAUCAGAAUGCAAACAAAAUGUAAAAAGAAAACAAUUUGACACUUUUUAUACCAACAUGAAGAAAAAGAAUGUGGAGCAAAUGGAAGAGGACAUAGCUUUGGAGCUAAAAGUAACUCAAGAACUUCUCCACCAAGUUUCGGAGACUUCGGGUGAAAAAGGGCAUCUUCAAAGCGACAAAGAAGGCAAUGGCACACAAGACAAUCAGCCACCAGGCAAUGCAGAAAACUUGCUGAAUGAAGCUGUGGCGAAAUGGAAGCAAGCUAAUGAAGUCUUGCAGGAACUUAAAGAUUUAAAGGAAUUGUGGAACAAAUCGGGGAAUUCACCGUCUGAGCAGACUCCACAGUAUUAAGCACCAGAUGGGAGCAGCAGUCGUCAAUUUUGAGAUAGAUCAGGAAGAGGGGAAUAUUUUGGAGAUUGACUUUGGGGGCCAGGCUGACCCACACAGUAGAUAUACCACAUGAGAUACAGUUCCCAGUGAUGUAUCUCCUGCUGACCCAUGAGGCUAUAACAACAAGGUGUGCCAUUCCUGUCCGAUGCAGGUUUGUGCCAUUCCCUACGUUUUCCAUGUCUCAAGAUCUUUCCACGUGCACUGCUACUUCUCACCCCAUUGCACUGUUUGGCACAUUCACAUGUAACAGACAUUAAUAAUGUGAUUGAAUAAAUUGAUUCAGAUUGCAAAGUUAGUGGUAAGUGUCCUUUAUCUCUCGAUUAUGUGCAGCGUUUGUGGAUUGUGUGCAUCAUUAUAUUAGUGCCUCCUUUCCAGGUCACCAUGUACUUAAUUUCUGAGUUAUGGCCAAUCUGUGUGCUUCCUCAGAUGAAGUGGAAAGCUCUCCUUCCUACCCACACCCUGCACAUACCCAACAUGGGAAUGAAAUGCUUGUUUUCUGAGGGUACAGCUAUUUCUGAGGAUCCAUCCUCUGUCAAAAAAUGGCCUGGUGCUGUGGUCACAUGUUUUCUUGCCAACUAAAACUAUCAGAGCUCUAAUCAUACAAAGGCUAUCAGAUGGCACUGUAAUACAGCUGAGAUUAGAAGCACCCAACAUGAUCCAUAGCUGACUACGCUACAUGUGCAGAUUAUCUCAUUAUGACAAAUAUUGCUAAGGAACAGCAUAAGCCUUUCAUGAGGAUUUGGAAAUCUUCCAAAAUAGUUGAUUGCAUCUAUUUACCCAAAGAAUCAAAAUGAAUGUUGAAUGUUCCUUCCAGAGAUUCUUCACGAUUUCUCAUGCUGCUUGUUACAAAAUUACUGUAUGUUGCUGAAUAGUUGUCCAUAUAUCUUGAGACUGCAGAGCUAAACUGGGUAUUGGACUACUCCAUUAUUCCUUAGACUUUCCAGCAUAACUCCAGGGGUCAAAACAGAUAAGCCAAGGCAGCAGGAUAAGGCAGAAGUUCAGGGUUGUGAAGAGUAAUUUCAGGACAGACAUUAGGAAGUAUUUCUUUACAUAGACUGUAACUAAUGGCCUUAUAAAAAUAGAGUGAUGCUGUAAAUGGGAACAUAUAACAGAGUGGACAUUCUAAUGAGAUCAAAUGGUCUAAAGGGUCUUCUUCACCCACACCUCUUGUGAUUUUGUGCUGUAACAACCUCUUUUUCUAAGCUUGAAUCCUUGGGAAUUUUCCAAUCCAUGAGAGCUCACAGCUGGAUCUUUCUUCCCAUGUUACUCUUUUGACAUCUCCUAUUUCUGAUGCUCCCAUGACAUUCUGCACCUAUGCUCUCUAGGUGUGGCUGAGCUGAUGGCUACUGCAACUACUUAGUUCUCUGUUGAAGGGUGUUUUUUCUGAAGACUCAUAUUCCAGAUGUUUAACAACCUAUGAAUUGCACAUGACUAAGCUAAGUUCCGGGAGAGGCCACAGAAGAUUUGAAAUCCUCCUUAAAAAUCGGGAAUGAUGUAGCCAUUUGUCAAUGAGAUAUUGAAUUAACCAAAGUCAGAUUGCAAAACACUCACAUUAGUCCAGCUAGGCAGAGGGUACAAUAUUGACUAUAAAAAACGUGAAAAGAGUAACAGGAAAAACAGUCCCAUGUACACAGAAAUUCAGAACAUUGUAUAGUAGUCCCAUCUUACAAAAUCUGCCGCUUAAUUCUAUUAACUGCCACAAUCCACAUCUGUUGGUCAGCCAGGUACAUUAUUCCUGGUUUUAAUGUGUGUUAAAUAGGUGCCAGAAAUGGACAACACAUGCCUGCCUCUUCUUUGGCUCUUGCAAGGGUUAUUAAAUUUAACACUGACGUGGUACAGAAUUUUUGACGAUAAUACUAUUGUGCUAUCGUUACAGUUCUAUUGACAGUAUUGAUUACCAAUAAUAACCCUUUUUUAAACACUGGGAAUAUUUUUUAAUGGUUAACUGUGGAAUGCAAUGGGGAUGGUCUGUUACUGGUCGGAUCACUUUUUUCCUUCUUGGAAAGUAGACAUCCUGUAACAGAUGCAUCGAAUACUGCAAAUUAUGAUUCAAAGUAAAUCUCUUAGUUACAGAUUCUGUACACAUUUAAAAUGUGAAUCUAGAAGACCUAAAUCAUUUUUAAAUGUAUCCUCAGUGUUAUAAUUGAUACAAGUGUUUACUGUAAUAGAAUAACUUUGUCAGUGUUAAUGUUUGUACUUCUGUGAACUCCCAACUAAAACAAUUGUUAUUGCCAGUAUUAAUAUUUAUGCAAAAAUCUAAAUUGAUUUUUUUCUUAGUGUGUGGAUAAUGGAAUGUUUUAAUAUAUCCUGCCUAUUAGCAGUUGCUUGUUGCAUUAUUUAUAAUUUAACCUUUUUUAUAUUCUCUCUGCAAUUGUAAUAAUGACAUUGUUCUGUGAAGUAGUGUGAAGCACUUCACAAUAAAAGACCAUUCUGUUC
Molecule: messenger RNA, 4057 nt
Organism: Callorhinchus milii (elephant shark)
Lineage: Eukaryota; Metazoa; Chordata; Chondrichthyes; Chimaeriformes; Callorhinchidae
Product: pleckstrin homology domain-containing family O member 2
Exons: 7
Coding region: 164-1582 (472 amino acids)
Biological process (GO): macrophage apoptotic process
Source: RefSeq, a predicted model, not a curated record